Messenger RNA from Arabidopsis thaliana (thale cress), 1751 nucleotides. RefSeq names its product TCP family transcription factor (gene TCP1). The record is from RefSeq and is marked reviewed. Lineage: Eukaryota; Viridiplantae; Streptophyta; Magnoliopsida; Brassicales; Brassicaceae. The transcript has 3 exons. Gene Ontology annotation, biological process: regulation of DNA-templated transcription; plant gross anatomical part developmental process. Gene Ontology annotation, molecular function: DNA-binding transcription factor activity. Gene Ontology annotation, cellular component: nucleus. Bases 401 to 1456 code for a protein of 351 amino acids.
AUAUUAGAUCUGGAAUUGAAAACCCUAGAAAAAAGUUGUAAACCCUAGUGAAAAAUUAACCUGUAACUGAGUGAGAGAGGAGAAGAACAGAUCUGCUUUUUUGCGAGCAGAUCUUCAAUUACAUACACAAAAUCAUGUCUUCAUCACUGUACACUUAACCAUUUUCUUGUUACACAUCUCUUACACCAUUAAUAUCUCUAUAGUUUUUUUCUUUUCUUUCUUUUUUUGCUGGUGUGAGAAAUUGUACGCUUACUAUCUCUCUCUCUCUCUGCCAGAUUCUCUCUUUUUGAUGAUGUGAAAGUUGUGCUUUUGUUUCUUAAGAAAAAGGCAUAUUUUUAAUACUUGAUUCUUGGUUCUUGAUUCUUGAUUCUUGGUUUUUUUUAGCUUCUUAAGUUCGGUGAUGUCGUCUUCCACCAAUGACUACAACGAUGGUAAUAACAAUGGAGUGUACCCUCUCUCUCUUUACCUUUCUUCACUCUCUGGCCAUCAAGACAUCAUUCAUAAUCCCUACAACCAUCAGUUAAAAGCAUCUCCGGGCCAUAUGGUAUCAGCAGUUCCUGAAUCUCUGAUCGAUUACAUGGCGUUUAAGUCAAAUAAUGUUGUGAAUCAACAAGGCUUUGAGUUUCCUGAGGUGUCAAAGGAAAUCAAGAAGGUGGUGAAGAAGGACCGACAUAGCAAGAUUCAAACGGCACAAGGGAUUAGAGACAGGAGGGUUAGGCUUUCUAUUGGGAUUGCUCGCCAAUUCUUUGAUCUUCAGGAUAUGUUGGGGUUUGAUAAAGCUAGUAAAACGUUAGACUGGCUGCUCAAGAAGUCAAGAAAAGCCAUCAAAGAGGUCGUACAAGCAAAAAACCUCAACAAUGAUGAUGAAGAUUUUGGAAACAUUGGAGGCGAUGUAGAACAAGAAGAGGAGAAGGAGGAGGAUGACAAUGGCGAUAAGAGCUUCGUGUAUGGUUUGAGCCCCGGGUACGGUGAAGAAGAAGUGGUAUGUGAGGCCACGAAGGCAGGGAUAAGAAAGAAGAAGAGUGAGUUGAGAAACAUCUCAUCAAAGGGGCUAGGAGCCAAAGCUAGAGGAAAAGCAAAGGAGCGAACAAAAGAGAUGAUGGCCUAUGAUAAUCCAGAGACUGCCUCUGAUAUUACACAAUCUGAAAUCAUGGACCCAUUCAAGAGGUCUAUAGUCUUCAAUGAAGGAGAAGAUAUGACACACCUUUUCUACAAGGAACCAAUCGAGGAGUUUGAUAAUCAAGAAUCUAUCUUAACCAAUAUGACUCUACCAACGAAGAUGGGUCAAAGUUACAAUCAAAAUAAUGGGAUACUUAUGUUGGUAGAUCAGAGUUCUAGCAGCAACUAUAAUACAUUUCUGCCUCAAAAUUUGGAUUAUAGUUAUGAUCAAAACCCUUUUCAUGACCAAACCUUAUAUGUAGUCACCGACAAAAAUUUCCCCAAAGGUUUCCUAUAAAUCUCGACAGUUUUGAAGGACUAUGCAUGAUCAAGUUUAAACAUGUGACACUGAGAAUUAGUGUGUGGAAUGUGGAGGCGUGCCUGCCGUGGUGUCUAUUUGAUUCAUAGUUUGUGAUUUGGCCAUCCAGGUAUGAGGAGAAUAUAUCCUACUUUCAUAUUAUUGUCUAUAUAGAAGAUAUAUACACAUUUAUAUAUUGGUGUAUUUAUUCUCUUACUCGGAGGAUGUUUUGCAAUGAUGCUUUUUGAAGCAAAUAUGAGUUGUUUGUUUAUGGGGUUUGAAGUUUGGCGUUUUG